Messenger RNA from Oryctolagus cuniculus (rabbit), 16097 nucleotides. RefSeq names its product CLIC family member 5 (gene CLIC5). The record is from RefSeq and is a predicted model, not a curated record. NCBI's taxonomy places the organism in Eukaryota, Metazoa, Chordata, Mammalia, Lagomorpha, Leporidae.
GUUGGCGGCAGCGGGAUCGCUGACAGCCUCGGAUACUGUGACACCUCUCGGCGGCCCGGCACUUGUUGCUUCCAGGACCUGUUGUCAUCCCUUAACCUCCUUCCUUCCCCCGUGCCCCCGGCCCCUCCUGACUCCUCUGCUGCUCCCGUAAUCACUUGGGACACCGUUGCCCCAGUUCGAGAAAUACACGAUUUAAAAGAAAAGAAAAGAAAAACCUGCCCUGCGGAGCCCCGCCGUGCAGGAGCCGGAGCUCAGAGGGCUGGCCCCUGCGCUGCAGAGGUGGCGCCUCCGCGGCCCGGGACGGUGGCCCCGGGCGCCAACAGCACGAUGGACUCGGCGACAGCUAACGGGGACGACAGGGACCCCGAGAUCGAGCUCUUCGUGAAGGCUGGAAUCGAUGGGGAAAGCAUUGGCAACUGUCCCUUCUCUCAGCGGCUCUUUAUGAUCCUUUGGCUGAAAGGAGUCGUGUUCAAUGUCACCACUGUGGACCUGAAAAGAAAGCCGGCUGACCUGCACAACCUAGCCCCUGGCACCCACCCGCCCUUCCUGACCUUCAACGGGGAUGUGAAGACAGACGUCAAUAAGAUCGAGGAGUUCCUGGAGGAGACCUUGACCCCUGAGAAGUAUCCCAAACUGGCUGCGAAACACCGGGAAUCCAACACAGCAGGCAUCGACAUCUUCUCCAAGUUCUCUGCCUACAUCAAAAACACCAAGCAGCAGAACAAUGCUGCCCUGGAGAGAGGCCUGACCAAGGCGCUGAAGAAGCUGGAUGACUACCUGAACACCCCUCUGCCAGAGGAGAUUGACACCAACACUCGUGGGGACGAAGACAAGGGGUCCCGGCGCAAGUUCCUGGAUGGAGACGAGCUGACCCUAGCUGAUUGCAACCUGUUGCCCAAGCUCCAUGUGGUCAAGAUUGUGGCCAAGAAAUACCGCAACUAUGAUAUCCCAGCUGAGAUGACAGGCCUGUGGCGGUACCUCAAGAAUGCCUAUGCCCGGGAUGAGUUCACCAACACCUGUGCCGCUGACGCAGAGAUUGAGCUGGCCUACGCGGAUGUCGCCAAGCGCCUCAGCCGAUCCUGAGCACUGCCUGGCCCCAUCCCUGCUGCAAAAGGACUCAGCUUCCCCCAGAGGACUCCAGCUCCACCAGCCCCUCUUCUUCAUUGCCUCGGAAAACAUUUUUUUUCUCUUGAAACCAGGUCACAUUUUGCUGGCAUCACCCGAACUCCAGCCCAUGAUCUUUUAAGAAGGUCAGUGCCAUCCCCUGCCUCACCACGCAGGAGUCUGGCAAGCAGAAAAGAUUGGAGCUAGGACUGCGUUGGCUGAGGAUUUUGGGGCCCAGCUCCCUACUUCUGACGCUCCUGUCAUUGGGCACUGAAGGCCAGAUUGCAAAGUCUUUCCACUGUCAGCUUGCUGGAGUGUGAGAAAGCUGCAAUGCUUUGGUGCACUUGACCGCGCUGCUGACCCUAGUGUUCAUGCUGGCCAGGUCCUGCCACGAAAGGAAAUGGGCAGGCAGCUCCAAACUGGGGUGACUGGGGAAGGGGAGUGGGGGGAGGGGGGCAAUGUCGAUGCCAAAAGGCCCACAGGGUCUAUCAGCCAUGGGGUUUGCUCGCUUAGGGGUAGUUGUUUGACUGGGGAGUACAUGCCUGGGUUUGACUGUGUGUAUCAGUAAGUGGCCCUGGUCCAGGAGAGAGCAGAUGGGAGUAGAAGGGGAAGGAUGGGUGAAGAUAAAGGAGUGCUGUAUGAGGCUUCCUGUCCCCUGGUAAACUUUUAGACAGGUCUUCUCUCUCAUGAUCCAACUAAGGCUUGGACUGGUGGUGUGGUUUCACCAGCAGCCUCAUUGCAAAAACCCAACAAUUGGCCAAAACCAUCUCCCUGGUCUCUCCUAGUUGCUCCUGGAUGUGAAUCUGCUGGUUGGGUACUUUCAGGUGGCUACCCUUGGCUGACCCAGCUUCUGCCACUGAUGGAAGACAUACAGUCAGCAGGUGGCACUGUCAUGGAACACCUGAGAAAGUCCAGGGGACUGUCUGACUGGGAAACCAUGAGGUUGAACUUGAAGAAAACCAUGUACCCAUCUGGGUUAAUUUUCCUACCAGUAGAUUCAACUGCCAGAUGAAAAUUUUUUUCUUAGCUAAUAUUUCACUCCUUCGUCAUUCUCCUUGAGUUUCACCUCCUUACAAACUCACCCGGUCUUAGCAUUGGGGACUUGUGCAAAGGAAACUAAGAAAAAUGAACUAAUCAUCGACUCCCUCUCCCGGUGAACGCCCUGUGAGAAAACCCAUCCACCCCAGGGCCUCACCUGCAACAAUCCUGCCUUCUGUGUUGCUUCUCGGUGGAGGGUGAGGCUCCCAAGUGCCGGAAAGGCCUUGGACUUGGCUCAUUUCUCAACGAGGGCAGGACAGCACGGGUCCUUUCCAUAGAAACAUCAACAAACUCUAACCCAAGCAAUGCCUGAACCCACCUGCCUCCAGGGAUCUCUGAGGGAAAGAAGUGAUCCAUUGAUCAAAACAGAGGACAGGAAGCAGGAGGCCUCCUCUAGGCCACUGAGGAAGAGGAAAUUUCUCAGUAGGACAUUUUAUGAGCCUGAGAGAGCUUUGAAAGGGCAGAAUGAGUUGAUUCAUUUGCCCCCUUUAAAGGAAUCUUUCCACAGUCUCCCUGGAAACUUUGCCCCUGGGGAAGCUUAACAAGGAGAUCUGGUAAGGCAACAGUCUUUUUACUGUAGGGAAAAGCCCCAAACUAGCCUCUGGGGAUGCGAGUUCGAAUGAUUCCGAGGGCCUUUUCAUUAGUGUGAAACCAUGCUGGACUCAGAAAUCCUUCCAUGCACUUAUGGCCAAGCGAGAGGACCUGGGAGGCAGCUGACUUUUCUGAGAUCCAUGGGUGGGCUGUUUUUGAAACCCACGUGUGAGGCACAGCACACAUAAUGAGGACCCCCCGGAGGACAGCACCGCCCCAGCGGAGGUGGCAGAAAGCUCAGGGCUCUGCCUUGAUAUCCAGAAUUCAGCAGUUGGUGAGUCCAAAACCAGACAGACCAGACCAAAGCAAUAUGGUUGUUUCCAGAUGUUCCUUCUGGGGUUGAGUCAGUUUGACAUAAAUAAGGCACUGGGUAGGGGUGUUACAUGAUCACUUACAACCAUUUAGAAUAGGAGAAAGGCAUUUCUGGAUACUCAAUUCAGAACUAUCAUCUAAUACAACUGGAUAUUGACUCAGAGUUCUGAUGGCUCAUGGCCAGACUAAUCCCAGCAUAUUAAAAUAAGAAUAUUAAUACCUUCCACUGGUUGCUUUCUUUUUCCAGAAGAGAUUCCCCUGCACUCCCCUCCUCCCCAAUCUUUCAACCUCACUGGGCUUUGGCCAUAACUGUGUCCCGGGCACAGUGUACCAUUUCUCAGCAAGUGGGAUGAUGUCCUUAGGAGUCCCAAGAAACAAGUCAGGAAGGAUUGAAGGGUUUGCAGCUUGGGUCCUGGGUGACUGCUGAUCCCACCGAAAGCAUUUCAGUGGCACAGCAAGGGGGCUCAUUUGUGUUGAGCUCCUGUUUUAUCUUGUAAUUACUUAUCCCCUUUGACUUUCCAUCACUACUUUUUUGUAGGGUAGGGCAGUGAGAGGCAAAGGCAGAAAUAAAAGUCAAGGUCAGAAUGGCAGAAUUGAACUCGGUCAUCUCUUCAGGACUGCCUAGGGCUUAGUUUGGCCCAGAGCGAAGGUCCUGGAUAAGAUUUUAAAAACUAUACAAGAUGAGCUGGAUGUGUAAAAUCUGGAAGGAAGUCAAACGCCUGAUGAAUUUCGAAUCACAGUACAAGUAGGACUGUCUUCUUUUAUAGCAAGGGGGUUCAGAGUUCCCCUGCACCAAACAAAUGAGUUGAAAACUGGGAAAUGUAGACAAUCAGCUUGUUUGGCCACUAGUUCUUAAACUAGUUUCAAUUUCCCAGGAAAUGGCACUGUUCUUAGUGUUCCCUCCUUGUGCUAGGGGUGCUUAAGAAAGAUCUUGAUCCUUCCAACUUUGCCAAGAAUGAGGUUGCCUGGGCCACAUUCUUUGUCCAGUGAAACAACAGAAGCUGUCCACAGCACCUGUGCGUGGCGACCACACUACAGACAAACCAUACUGAGUGUCUUGGGAUCGUCACAAAAUGGAGCACAUCUAAAAUAGACCUUGGCCCUCUAAGAUUCCUGGGAAUCAGCAAGGCCUGGGCAGACAGCAGUGAGACAGAGGCAGAGACAGGAAGUUGGGGUUCUUCCCUGGGAAGAGUCUGCCCUCACUGAGAGCAUCUGUGUCCAACGUUAAACUGAUCUGGAAGCAGCAGGCAUCCAGGAGGCACUUCUGCCGAUCUCUAUUCCCACUGGCCAGGAGCCAUCUCCACUGUCCCAGAUGCUGGUGUUACCCUCUUGGGAAAGAAGAAACAUUAACUCAUGAUCACAUCUACGUUCAGCAAGUCCCAAAGGGAUUGCUUUCAAAUUUUUGUAUGUCACGUCAAGAAGAAUCUUAAAGUACUAGAAAAAGUAUGCACAUGGAAGCCUCUGAUCCCGCAGCACACAGGCCACUAUGGCCUUCCACCUACUGCUCUUCACCACUCAAAUCAAAUAGCACGUGCCCUCCUUCUGAACACACACUCUUCUUCUCCCAGGUUAGUCUCAGGAGACUGUCAUCUCAAGUCACAUAGUUGUAUUUAAUGCCCUCUAAGGAAAUAGAUUCAAUCCUCCCCACAACCAAAGAUAAAUAGAAUAUUGCCUCCAUACAAGGUGUAAGCUAAUGGAUAUUUCUAUAAAAGCAAUCUGGUUUUUGGCAAAGCGUAGUUUUCAGGAUCCAGUCAUCCCAGAUAUUUUGUGUACCGUUAGAGUUUUCACACUAUUGACUACGCAUAUGUUUCACAUUUAAAAUAUCCAGCUGAUGUUUGAAUUUAUCUUACUUUCUUAGCUAUGUGGUUGCCCUAUUUUAUAAACUAGGGAGCUCACCAAUCUAGCAAAUGAUGCCUAGCUUUUAUAAAAGAACAAGUACUUCAUUUUACAAAGUCACUCCCCAUGAUGGCUGCUUGAUUUUCACGAGACCUUCAACUGUGUUGAUCAAAUAACCAUACUUGCUUUCCAGCCUUAAUAAAUAUAAAAUGCCUUUUAAUGAAGAUAUAGUUGAGUGCUUUCCUCAUGAAUCUGAACCAGUUAUAAAUUUGUUUCCCAGACUUGAGUGGUAUUGACUGAUUCAAAUAAAGUUGCUUUAUUUUCAAUUACUAUAAAAGCGAUCAUCAGGUUUUUUAUUUGAGGUGGAAAUUUCCUAUACUAUUUUAAAUGAGAAGUAUAAUAGACCUCUUUUUUUUUUUUUCAAAUAAAGAUUAGUUUACUUUCUGUUGUAAAAGAAAAUAUGCUUAUUCUUAAAAAUCAAAGGGAAAUCAGAAGAAAUAGGGGAAGAAGUAAAGGAAAAACAAAACACUUGUGACCCAGUCAUCCAAAAACUGAAUUUUUUUUUAAGCAAAGCUUAAAAGUCUUUCAUAGUGCACAGGUUAAGCAAAAACAUAGGGAAACUCCUUCAGGUUUUUCAUUUCCUGUCUGUCUUGUCUUAUCUGAAGGUAGGUCAGCAGUGAGAGUCCAGGUUAGGAUUUAAAUGAUACCUUUUAAAACCCAUCUACUGUGCCUGCAGCUUUCUUUUGGCUCGAAGGGGCUUCUCCUUAUCAGCAUUCCUAGACUGAAAUUCCCACUGGGAGCACCACCCUUACCGCCUCGCCUCCGGGCUAAGUGGUCAUUAUACCUGCAGCAAACAAAGCUCCUGACACAGCCUCUAAGAGCAGUCCCAUUGCUGAAAGGUACCAAAGGUUUGGCGCCUCCUGUGGGCUCCAUGCCAGCAGGAGAGCUUCUGGUUAUCUUGGAGAGAUGAAACGGCUGACUUGGGGUGAGUCCCGGCUGGGCAGGGCAGCUGGGAGCUCAGGGCAGGUGCAGCAGAUACAGUCUUCUGCACCCUGACCACCACAUCUUCUUCUGGCAGGAGCUCUGUUCCGGGCGGGAGUGCACCCCCUUACUCACACAUUUCUCCCUCUCCCUCCCUACACACCCUUCCCCCUUCCUGUGAUUCAGGUGAGAGUGAUUUCAUUCCCAGUUCUAAGAGCAAAUCAGAGAUGGUCCAAACCCCUCCUCUUGGCUGACUUCAGAGUGGCCCCUGACCAACUUCCAGCCAGUGUCGCAAUGGGCUACUAAGAUUCCCUUGUUCUGGCCGGUGCCGCGGCUCACUAGGCUAAUCCUUCGCCUUGCGGCGCCGGCACACUGGGUUCUAGUCCCGGUCGGGGCGCCGGAUUCUGUCCCGGUUGCCCCUCUUCCAGGCCAGCUCUCUGCUGUGGCCAGGGAGUGCAGUGGAGGAUGGCCCAAGUGCUUGGGCCCUGCACCCCAUGGGAGACCAGGAUAAGUACCUGGCUCCUGCCAUCGGAUCAGCACGGUGCGCCGGCCGCAGCGCGCCGGCUGUGGCGGCCAUUGGAGGGUGAACCAACGGCAAAGGAAGACCUUUCUCUCUGUCUCUCUCUCUCACUGUCCACUCUGCCUGUCAAAAAAAAAAAAAAAAAAAAAAAAAAAAGAUUCCCUUGUUCUGCAGAAAGUGACUCCUUACGUCACUGCCUCUGGCGCUGCCACUGGUGUGAGGCCUGGAAAUGCUACGUCUCUGGGAACCAUGACGAGCCAAACUUAGGAUGAAGUCAAGACCAUAGACUGCAAAAUGCAGCAAGAGAUGGGCGCUCCUAGGCCGCAGUUUCCUGAAGGUAGUUAUGAAGGUCCCUUGUCUAUGUGAUUCUACCAUCUCUGAUGACAGCACCUGUUCAAGCGCAAGGCCAUGUCAACCUACUGGCACAUUCAAUCAGUUGGAAGAUCUCUGUGGUGUCCUUUAACGGAACAAAGCUGGCCAUCAGAAUAUACAGAGAUGUUAGGCAUUUGUCUAUGUGGGGUUUUUAUUUUAAAGUAAAUUUUAGGGGUCGGCAUUGUGGCUCAGCAGGUUAAGCCACCACUUGUGGUGCUGGCAUGCAAUAUGAGAAAGCCAGGAGUUCCCGCUGCUCCACUUCCAAUCCUACAAUAUACCUGGGAAAGCAAAGGGCGAUGGGCCAAGUACCACCAUCCCUGUGGGAAACCUUCAUGCAAUUCCUGGCUCCUGGCUCUUGGCUUCUGCCUGACCCAGUCUCUGCUGUUGUGACCAUUUGGGGAAUGAACAAGCAGAUGGAAGAUACUCUCUCUCUCUCUCUCUCUUUCCCUCUCUCCCCCCUUCUGUCACUCUCUUUUUACAAUAAAUAAAAUAAAUCUUUUUUAAAAACUAAAUUUUAGAAUGUGACUUGAAGUCAAUUGACAUCAUAUCUGCCCUCUAUUUUUUGAUAUGUUCAGUGAUAUCUAUGUCUACAUGCAAUGAAGGGGAUCCCAAGGCCCAGCAAUUAGGUUCAUCUAUUGCAAUGAUUUUUACAGAAAGUAGGAUUCGAAUUUUGGACAAGUUUUCAUUGAAAAUGUGUAAAUGAAGACAUGUUUUCAGUUUGUCUCCUUGAGCUCCAGUAUCUCAAUGUUCCAAGCCUUCUUGACGCCACCCUUGAAUAGGCCCUGGAGUCUGCACCAUUCAAGAUACAUCACACACAUAUCCUUAAGAGACAAGUGGAGAGCCAGGGACUCAGCCCGCUGUGAGGAAAUGCUUGGUUUUACUCCAUUUUGAAUCUCUAAGGAAUGGUUUCCUGUGUGUCAGUCACUCCUCACUGCUCUUUCCCUGGUUAAGGCUAUCCAGUCUUGGUGUCAUGCCCACCUCAAGUGGCACUCAGCAAAAAUUAGAUCUUCAAAAAUAUGUAUUGGUGAUUGACUAGAGAGGUCAUGAGGCAGUAUUCUCGACUUCUGGGUUGACCUUGGAUCUCACUGUUCAUUUUCGUCUAGUCCCUGACACUCACCAAACCAUAACUCUGAAAAUGGAGGGCUAAAAAGAAUUGAGGAAAGAAAUAUGUGUCUGUUAGUUGAAUAUGAUUCCAAUGUAUGUCUGAAGAGUGCAUCCUUUUAAAACAAUCUAUGAAGGAUUUCUCUGAGUGGAAGGAUUAAAAGCUACCUAACACUCAUUGAAUUGCAUAGUUAGGGGAUAAUUUAUUCCCUUUUCUAGGUUGGCCACAAAAUUGUGCCCACAUUAGAUAUUAUUUUUUAAGUGGAUGAGAAGGGUGGGCGUUUAGCCCAAUGGUUAAGACACUUACAUUCCACAUCCGAGCACCUGGGUUUGAUUCCCAGCUCUAACUCCCGACUCCAGCUUCCUACUGAUGCACACCUUGGGAGGCAGCAGGUGGUGGCUCCAGCAGUGGGAUUCCUGCCAGCUGCUUCCACCAUUUAGGUAGAAGACCUGAAUUGAACUCCCCAUUCCCAGCUUCAGCCCCCAGUUGUUAUGGGCAUUUACGAAGUGAACCAGCAGAUAUGAGUGCUCUCUUAAAUAAAGUGAAGUUUAGAACAAAAUAAAGUGGACUAUAAACUUUGAGGUGAGAGUGAUUCUGGAUAGUAAAAUCUAAUUAAAGUAAAGGCUAAUUAAAGGUUAAACAACUACAUCAUAUAUAUAUACAUAUACACACAAUAUAUAUAUAUAGAGAGAGAAAAUGUAGAAAAUACAAAAGCAGAAAUUAAGUUAUGCCUAUAAUUCUUCCAUCAAGAGGUAACCACUUUUCAUUUUUAAUUAUCAUUCCAGCCUUUUUCUAAGAAGAUAUAUUUAUAAAUAUGGACCAUUUUUAAACACAAAAGGAAUAAUAUUGAAAACUGAAGCCAAUGUACUUUGUUGUCUCUAUGAUAAACAGUUCUGGAGUAAAGUAUAUAUACUUUCUAUUUCUGUGCCAAGCAAUACUGGAACCAGAUAAAAAUAACUUUCUGCUUGCUCAGCAAAUAUUUGCUUGCUCGACAACAAUUGCUACAAGACCUCCCCUUAUCAUGCCCGUCAGUCCAAAGCUAUUAUGUCAUAAACUCUGCACAAUCCAUCCAGCCCCUUGCCUUUUCAGACUCUCCUUAUAAUCCCUGGGCUCUGGUCCUAAAAUCUUGUAAAUAACCUCCCCUGGGGCCAGCGCUGUGGUACAACGGGUUAACACCCUGGCCUGAAGCAUUGGCAUCCCAUAUGGGCACCGGUUCCAGUCCCAGCUGCUCCACUUCUGAUUCAGCUCUCUGCUAUGGCCUUGGAAAGCAGUAGAUGGCCCAAGCCCUUGGGUCCCUGCACCUGCAUGGGAGACCUGGAAGAAACUCCUGGUUCCUGGCUUCAGAUUGGCGCAGUUCCGACUGUUUUGGCCAAUUGGAGAAUGAGCCAUUGGAUGGAAGACCUCUCUCUCUCUCUGCCUCUCCUUCUUUCUCUGUGUAACUCUGACUUUCAAAUAAAUAAAUAAAUCUUAAAAAAAAAUAACCUCCUCUGAAUACUUCCUUCUUACAUACUACUAAGAUUCUGUCAAGGAGGUCUCUUUAUUGAGAUAAAUUUUAUAAACUUCACGUUUCUUAAUCAGUAAAUUUUUCUAGCAUUAUUUUAAGAAUUGUCAGCCAACCUCUACAUAUUGUUUUUUUAAGUAUACUUAUUUAUUUAUAUUUAUUUUUAAGGCAGAGAGAAAGUAGAAAGAGAGGUCUUCAUCCACUGGUUCACUCCUCUGUUGGGGCUAGUUCAAGUUGAAGCUAGCAGCCCAGAACUCCAUCUGCCUUUCCCAUGUGGGUGGCAGGGUCUCAAGCACUUGAGCCAUCAGUGUGCCUCUUGGGUACUCAUUAGUGGGGACCUGGAUCAGAAGCAGAGGGAAAACUUAAUCCCACUCUGAUGUGGGAUGCUGGAUAUGGACAUCCCAAGCUACAGCUUAAUUUGCUGCCUCACAACGCUCACCUCCACAUACUGUUUGUUAAUCACUCAUAUCAUGAACAUUCUUAUAUGUUCUUUUCAUUUAUAUAAUCAGUCUCUGUAUCAUAACCCAUUUAACCAGCUUCCUAUUAUUUAGAUUUUAGGGCCUUCCUAAUUUUUCACUCUUAUAAUCGAUGCUAGAAUGAGUACCAAUAAGCUAGAUUUUUCAUUUUCUCCAUUAGCCUCUUAGAAUAGAGUUCUGGAAGCAAGAUUGCUAAGUCAAAAAUCAUGCUUGCUAUAAGCCUCCUGUUAUAGAUUGCUCGAUUUACUUCCAGAUUGUUCCAACUUAACUUUGGCCAGCAGAGUGCUUAUUUUCUCACAUCAUCACUAGUACUUAGUGUUAUCAUUUUUCAAUUCUUCUCUUUAAAAGAUUUGCUUUGUUUAUUUGAAAAGUAGAGAGACAGAGAGAGAAGGGGAGACAGAGGAAAAGAGAUCUUCCAUCCACUGGUUCAUUCCUCAAAUGGCAGCAAAGGCUAAAGCCAGGAGCCUGGAACGCCCUCAGGGUCUCCCCUGUGGGUGACGGGGCCCAGCUAUUGGGUCGUCUUCUCCUGCUUUCCCAGGCACAUUAGCAGGGACCCCAAACAGAGCGGCUGGGACUCCAACUGGAACUAGAUUCAGAAUGCCAGCGUCACAGGCACUGGCUUAGCCCUCUGCACCACACCACCAAUCCUCAUUUUUCAAUUCUUUUCAAUUUGAUAAGUGAAAUAUAACUCAUGAUUUUCUCUUUAUUUAUCUACCUGUGAAUAUCUUUCCAAAGUGAACAGUCCCUUUCUUUACUGUUUUUAAUGAAUAUCAACAGAAUAUAUUUCAUGUGGUUCAUAGACACAAUUCUAAGAACAUAAUGAAACUCCCCUCCCUCCCUCCCUCCCUCCUCCUUAAUUUCUUUCUUUUAAUUUUCGUGAUAACAUACUUUCAAUUUACUUUAUAAUCACAGGCUUACUGGGCCACUAAAUAAAGAGGCCAACAAGUAAAAAAGUAGAAAGACCACAGGAAUAUAGACAAGGGCUAAGACAGGAAUCAAAUCACAAGAUGCCAAUGUCACACAUAUAAAUUGGUUUUUAUAUUUUUUUUGGGGGGGGGGGAUGGUACUGUGUAUUAGCUUCUAUACAUCAGAGAAAACAUGUGGUACUUCUGUUUACUGCAUUUAGGUCCUCUGUUUUUUAGAGGAAAGUAUAGUUCCUCUUGCAAUUUUUAGCUACCACAUACCCAUGAGGUUACAUCUUGGAAGGAGGUAAGGAUGGACUGACUUGAGGCAGUUCUUGCUCCUCUUUGGACUUCCUGGUAUAUUUUGAAGUAGAACACAGAACAGAUAGUUCUCUCUUUACCUAAUAUAUAAGAAAUUCAAAAAGAAAAUCUUCCUUACUUUAGGCCACAAAAGGACUUCAAUCCUAGAUCAAACCCAGUAAUUGUCUUGAGGGUAUUAGAAACAUGUUAUUGGGUAGGAAUGUAUGUAGGGGGAGGAGGGGCAAGUUGUCCUCUCUGCCUUAUGAGAGUACUUCCAAAGGUUCAUGGAAACUGUAUUAAAGAACCUUAUUUUUGAUACAGAAAUAAAUUGAAAUCCAUGCAUAAUUUUUCAUGAUACAUGUUUCCAUCAACUCUUUGAAAACUAUUCAUAUCAUAUAUAUUUUUUAAAGAUUUAUUUAUUUGUUUGAAAGGAAGAGUUAGAGAAAGAGAGAGAGAGAGAGAGAGAGAGAGAGAGAGAGAGAGAGAGAUUGAGUUCUUCCAUCUUCUAGUUCACUCCCCAAAUGGCCAUAACAGCUAGGGCUGGGCCAGACCAGGGCCAAGAGCUUCCUCCGGGUCUCCCACAUGGGUGCAGGGGCCCCAGCACUCAGGGCAUCCUCUGCUGCUUUCCCAGGCAUAUUAGCAAGGAGCCAGAUUGGAAAUGGAGCAGCCAGGAUUCCAACCAUUGACCAUAAGGGAUGCUAGGAUUGCAGGCAGCUGCUUUACCUGCUACGCCACAGUAGUGGCCACUCGUAUAUGUUUUCAAAUCAAAAUAAAGUCAUAUUUUAAUUCCGUAUUUCUAUCAACAUUAUACAAUACCCUGUAGCUUUAGAAACAUUACAUUUACAAUGAUUAGGCUGACUUGGGAAGAGCUAUUCUCUAGUAUAAAAUUCCACCAGAAAGUCUCACAACUCAUGGAGCAUUUAGCGUUCAGGGCAGGGUCAAGUCUGUCCAGAAGGAAGUCAAAUGCGGGGACAGAAGAGAAAGAUGUUGGCGGAUCCUGCACUGGGACACAAGGAAGUGACACAGGGGAACCUGAGCCCCAAGUCUAUAUUUCUAGAGUAUCAACCUCCAAAGCACUGCAGCUUCUAAAGUAAGAGCCAAGAGACAGGCAGGUCUUCAGCCCUGAAUCCUAGAUUAAUUAGUGGUGGGAAGAGAUUUCGCAUUCAGCCAGAACCCAAAGACAUUUGGGAACUGAGGAUCUUCAAUCUUUCCUUUUGCCUUACCACAUGCUCAUGCAUCCCACAACUCCACAAACACUGUCUCCUAUCACACUGUCUAGCAUUCUUAGGAGAAUCCUCAAAAAAAAAAAAAAAAAAAAGGCCAGGAUGGCCCUACCUCUCAUGCCUUGCAUUGAUCCAGAUGCCAUGCAACCUGAAAACAAAAACGAGGAGAAAGGGGAUGGUUGUGCAAGAGCAUGAGAUUCUAACUGAACCUCUACGUAAUAAACACCACAACAGGGCCAAAUUCAACAUCCAAAAGAGACAUGGAGCCCAAAAACCAUCAUGUGGGUAUUUAAUUCUAGAAAAGGGAACUAUAUGAGAGUGUUGAGGAGGAUAAUGAAAGGAGCAGUUAAAAUGUAAAUUGCUCACUGGAGACUAUUUUAAAAUGCUUUUUUUGAAGUACUAUGCAAGGAGCUCCAAAGUCAAUACUGAAAGACGCUAUAAAUUCAUCAAGGCAGAAAGCCAGCUAGAUAAUCAGGGAGACCACUUGACCAGAGCACGCUGGGAAACAAAAAUAAAGAUAGCACGGAGAGGCAGCUAUUUUUCUUUUUAACAGUGUAAAGGUGAAGAAAGACGACAUGGACAUCCUGACUUCCUCUUUUGAAAGACACUGUUUAUAAACAUGCACUCAAAUACAAAUGGGUCUAAUGGCCUGAUGGCAGCAGACGGCAACAAGAGACGUCCUGAGAGUGAAGCUACUGGGGGAAACACAAAUGGUUGCAGGAGGAAACAGAGCUCCUGUAUGAGGGGCAGUAAGAUGCCUCCACACAGCCCAGAUCCAACCACAGAAUCAUGAAUUCUCAGUUAUCAUUAGCAACCAAAUCUUUGAGAUAUGGGCCUAAGGCUACUGUGUUCAAAAUGACCAGCCAAAAGCUGGACUUCUUCUGGAACAACCUUGGACAUGACACACAAUCUCUUGGCUCUCCAGGGGCAAAUCCAUGGUCUGUUGACUUCUAUCCGCAACAUUUCUACCACAUCACAAGAAAUACAAACAAUGGCAACAGCCACAAUGGUGAAGGCGUACCUUAGGACAACAUGUUCUAAAUAGUAUGUAUUUAUUAAAUCUUAGGUUCUUACAACAUUCCAGUGAUGUCAUUGAUUUCUCAUUUACAGAAGGGAUCUAGAGCCUGCAGCAGUUGGCUUAUAACUCAGGAGGAGCUAGGAAUUGAUUCCAAAGACUAGCCCCAACUCUUACAGGUGAGGGAGACAGGCUAAAACAAAACUAGUCUUCCUUAGACAGAAAGGACAAAAUGGAACAUGACAAAACCCUAUGAAAUGAAAAGGGUUGUGAGUUGAUGGUCAGAUAGAAUAUGAACCAGGUAGCGUAUAGGCAAUCCUGAAGCAGCUAAGAUUAAAAAUACAAAAUUGCUUAACAAUGGACUUUGGAGACUUUUCUAUGUAAGUACAUAAAGAAUUUCCUCAGUUGUCUGUUUUAUGGAUGUAUCAUUUUCUUUAGUAAGAUUACCUUUAUUUAUUGACAUGUUUGUAAAUAUUUUCCAUUGAAAAGUAAAGUGGCUUGUGCCAUGGCUCAAUAGGCUAAUCCUCUGCCUGCAGUGCCGGCACACCGGGUUCUAGUCCCAGUCGGGGUGCCAGCUGUCCCGGUUGCCCCUCUUCCAGGCCAGCUCUCUGCUGUGGCCAGGGAGUGCAGUGGAGGAUGGCCCAGGUCCUUGGACCCUGCACCCACAUGGGAGACCAGGAGAGGAGAGGCACCUGGCUCCUAGCUUCGGAUCAGCGUGAUGCAUCAGCCGCAGCAGCCAUUGGAGGGUGAACCAACGGCAAAGGAAGACCUUUCUCUCUGUCUCUCUCUCUCUCACUGUCCACUCUGCCUGUCCAAAAAAAAAAAAAAAAAGUAAAGCAUACACGCAUUUCAAGGCAAAGCAUCCAAUUCAAAAGGCAUUAUAGCAAAAAGUGGGCAACUUUCUUACCCCCAAUCAUUCUCGCAACCUUCGCAGAAGUCACCGCUUGUAUUGACACCUGGAAAUUUCAUAUACUCGUACAAUCGCUUACGCAUACAUCACGUGGCACAUGUGCAUUCUUUUUUUUAUUUAUUUAUUUGAGAGGUAGAGUUACAGAAAGUGAGAGGAAGAGACAGAGAGAGGUCUUCCUUCCUUUGGAUCACUCUCCAAAUGGCUGCAACAGCCAGAGCUGUGCCGAUCCAAAGCCAGGAGCCUCUUCUGGGUUUCCCAUGGGGGUGCAGGGGCCCAAGGACUUGGGCCAUCUUCUACUGCUUUCCUAGGCCAUAGCAGAGAGCUGGAUCAGAAGAGGAGCAGCUGGGACUAGAACCGGCAUCCAUAUGGGAUGCUGGUGCCAAAGGUGCAGAAUUAACUUCCGGCACCACGGCGCUGGUCCACAUGUGCAUUCCUGAUUAGUGAGAAUGCAGGAUACCUGGAUGAGUCUGUGUGCAUACAUCAUGUUUAUUCUAUCAAAAACAGAAGCACAGGGGCAGACAUUUAGCCUACUGGUUAAGACUCCCACAUCUCACAUGAGAGUGCCCUGAAUUCAACUCCCAGUUCCAGCUCCUGACUCCAGGUUCCCACUAAUGCAGACCCUCGGAAGCAGUGACAAUGACUCUCAAGUAGUUGAAUUCCUGCCACCUUUGUGGGAGAGUUGGAUUGAACUCCAACUUCAGAAGCCCUACCUGUCCCCCACAACAAUUGUGGGCAUUUGGAGAGUGAACCAGUGCAGGUGGAAUGAUCUCUCUCUCUCUCCUCCCCUCAAAUACAUAAAUAAUUUUAAUGAAAAUACAUUUUAUAUUGAAAUUUUUUACUUAAUGUAUCUUGAUGUGCUUUCUAUAUCAAUACAUGUUUUAUAUUAUUUGUAAUGUCUACUCAGUGUUUGCUAUAUAAAAAUAACUUAAACCAGCUAACCAGUCUACUUUUAGCAGAAGCUUCAGUCUCCUGUUUUUUUCUGUUGGAAUCAUGAUGUAGUGAGCAUCCUUGGGAGCAUCUUUGAACAUGGUGAGAAAAUAUUUUCAGGAUAAGUUCCUGGAGGCGCAAUUAUCACAUCCUAUGCAUGUAUAUUAAGUUAGUAAAUUUUAUUUUAUUUUAAAUAAGAAAAGCACUUGAGUGAUUCAAAACUUAAAGUAGUAUAACAAAAUAAACACUGGGAAGUCUCAUACUCUCUCCCUGACCUUGAUCGUUGUACUUCCUUCACUCGCAGUAAAUAAAGGCUUCAUUUGUUUCUUGAGAAUCCUUUGAGAUUAUUCUUCAUUCAGAUGCAAAAAAUUCACAUGUUGUACAUAUGAGAGUACUGCAAAAUGUUAAUGAAAAAAGAUGGAUUUAAAAAAUAUUCAAUUUGGUACACAAAAAUUUUGAAAUCUAUGCAUAGUUUUUUCACAAUACUCAUUUUCCAUAAAUUUUGAAGACAUCUUAUAUGCAUGAAUUUCCAAAAAAAAUUGUACCAAAGUAAACUUGCAAUUGCUUUUUCCAAAGAGGAUUUUUUGAAGUACACUUAUGUUCUUACCUCUGUUCCUAUCCCCAAAGUACAUACUACAUGCAUUGUUCUGUGUCUUACAUUUUCACUUAAUAUAUCCUAGAGAUCUUGCUAUAGACUGAAUUAUGUUCUCCCAAAAUUCCUGUGUUGAAAUUCUAACCCUCAAGGUGAUGAGGGAGGAAGGUGCUGAGGUCAUGGAGGUCGAGCCCUCUUGAGUGGAAUUGGUACCAUUAUAAGAACAGACAGAAGAGAGCUCUCGUCUCUUCUCUCCACCAUGUGAAGAUUUAAGGAGAAGAUAGCCAUCUGCAAAAACAGGAAGAGGGUCCUCACCAGGCACCAGAUCUACUGAAACCUUGAUCCUGGAUUCUCCAGCCUCCAAAACUGCGAGAAAUAAAUUCUUGUUACUUAUA